UGUGUCACCCUCCGCCUGGGGUCGACGCCGCCGUCGCGGCUCCUCCAGAUCACCGCUGGUCGCGUACGUCUCCACGGGUGUGAAGUCAACGCCGACUCCCGCGUCUCUUCCUCGCCUUUUUGCUCAGAUCGAGCAGGGCAGGAACGGGCCGGCGGCGCCUCGUCUCUUUUCUCUCUCAAGAUCUUGCACGGGAUAGCCGUCCUCUCCAUCGUCGCCGCCCAUGGCAUGGUCGAACGGCCGCCGCCGCGGAUCUGUCGACUGCAGCCCGAGCCAUCGGCGCCGCCGCCACGCCGCAUUAAUUACGGCGUCCCCUAUGCAAAACAAAAGCAUCUUCUGGUGGAUCUUCCAGCCAUCAAGCUUGCAGAUAGUGCAGAGGUUACAGAAGAGACCAUAUUAAUAUCAUUGAGGCGAGCCCUUGCUCAACACUCUGCUCUGCAAGCGGACGAUGGACACUGGGCUGUCGACUUCAGUGCAAUUAUGUUCAUUAUGCCUAUCUUGAUAUUUGCUCUCCAUGUACUGGAUCACUUAAUACAGUCCUAUCAACAGAACAUCGACGCGAGAUUUGUCGCUAUAUUUACAACCAUCAGAAUGAAGAUGGUGGUUAGGGCACGCAAGUGUUGGGGCCUAGCACCAUGUUUGGAUCAUGCUUAAACUAUGUUACCUUGAGGCUUCUUGACCAGGUUGACAAUGAUGCCUUGACAAGGGGCCGUGCUUGGAUAAUAUCACGUGGAAGUGCAGCUGCAAUACCAUAGUGGGGCAAGAUAUAUGCUAUCAUUGAUGAUGUGUAAACAGGAAAGUUUUGCACCCAAAUGAUAUUGCUUGUAAUUUCCACAAAAUAUAUUCCUUGAACUUUAGCUAGCAUAUUUAUUUUUCUUAAUGUGUGUAGUGGUGGGUUAAUUUGCAUAUGAACAUUAGUGUGUACAGCUUCUCGGCUUCUCCUAUGUCAUUUGGAAGGCAUGUCCAUUUUGAAGUCCACAGGCUCUGGUACAUGGUGAAAAAAUAUAUAUGGAGCUAGGCCAAAAUUCUUAUAUUGCUGUGUUUUAUACUGCAUUCCACAUGCUCUCGUUCCUGGCAAGAAUAUAUAUGGAUCUAGGCCAAGAUUUAGAUACAUGCUGUCUAGGUCGUUCUUGUGGUGGCGCUGGGCCGGAUGUGGAGGAGCAGCGAGGGACGGCGCUGGGCCGGAGGAGGAGGAGAAGCGAGGGCGGAGCUAGGCCGCAGGUGGAGGAGCAGCGAGCGGCUCUUGGGGUGGCGUUGGGUGAAGGAGGUGCUGGGCACAGGCCGACCAGUGCUGGCCGCCCUCCCUCGGCCAUGCCCUCGCCCAUCGCUGUCCUGGUCGCCUCUUCCCCAACCCUAUUCUAUAAGCAGAGCAAGUUCCCCCCAAGCAGCUUGCUUUACUCAUCAAAAAAUAAGUACUCAAAUUGAUUUUAGAUCACGCUUGAGCAGUUUGUCCCCAAAUAAAAAAUUUACUGUUGAAAUGUAGUCAAGCCAGACCUUUUGUGAUUCUAAAGUAGUAGUCUGUUGUGGGUCAAAAUAAUUGGUAUUUUUUGCUUUGAUCAGUUUCAUUGCAGUCAAAAUAAUUGAUAUUUUUUUGGUGGUAA
Messenger RNA from Lolium rigidum, 1598 nucleotides. RefSeq names its product taraxerol synthase-like. Gene Ontology annotation, molecular function: intramolecular transferase activity. The record is from RefSeq and is a predicted model, not a curated record. Bases 226 to 651 code for a protein of 141 amino acids. Gene Ontology annotation, cellular component: lipid droplet. Lineage: Eukaryota; Viridiplantae; Streptophyta; Magnoliopsida; Poales; Poaceae. The transcript has 6 exons. Gene Ontology annotation, biological process: triterpenoid biosynthetic process.